Messenger RNA from Drosophila novamexicana, 340 nucleotides. RefSeq lists its product as uncharacterized. The transcript has 2 exons. Lineage: Eukaryota; Metazoa; Arthropoda; Insecta; Diptera; Drosophilidae. The record is from RefSeq and is a predicted model, not a curated record. The annotation marks the transcript as partial.
AUUGGUUUGUUGUUUUGCAGCUCGCACAGCAGUGACUCGAAGAAGGCUUCGCUGUGCCAAGCUCUGUUUCCCUAUAAGACGCUCAACGAACCCGACCCGGUCACCAUACUCAUCACCUUGGCUGUACUCGUUGGCUCCUUUUGCCUGCUCAGCGGGUUUAUACUGCUCUGUGUAGUAUCCAAGGCGUGGCAGGAUGAAACUUCCGAGGCCAUACUACUAAUGGGCAUUGGCUUCUUCAUCACAUCUUUGUCCUGUGUCACUUGGAAAUUGACGAAUGCACAGCGUUUGGCUCAGUUACAGGAAACCAUUUCGAUAUAGGCAUACAUCAAUUUAUAUAUUU